Molecule: messenger RNA, 2388 nt
Organism: Penicillium oxalicum
Lineage: Eukaryota; Fungi; Ascomycota; Eurotiomycetes; Eurotiales; Aspergillaceae
Gene: cef1
Product: putative cell division control protein (Cdc5)
Exons: 4
Coding region: 1-2388 (795 amino acids)
Biological process (GO): mRNA splicing, via spliceosome
Cellular component (GO): Prp19 complex; spliceosomal complex
Source: RefSeq, a predicted model, not a curated record
AUGCCUGUCGUAAAAGGAGGUGUCUGGACGAAUAUCGAGGACGAAGUCCUCCGAGCGGCCGUCUCCAAGUAUGGACUCAACCAAUGGGCCCGUGUGUCCUCUCUUCUCGCCCGCAAGACCCCCAAGCAAUGCAAGGCGCGUUGGAUCGAAUGGCUGGACCCUGGUAUUCGGAAAGUUGAAUGGUCGCGAGAGGAGGAUGAAAAACUUCUACACCUGGCCAAGUUGAUGCCAACGCAAUGGCGCACGAUUGCUCCCAUCGUCGGACGUACGGCCACCCAGUGUCUUGAACGGUACCAGAAGCUUCUCGACGAAGCUGAAGCUCGUGAAAAUGACGAACUUGGCCUUGGAGGGCCGGAAGGUGGUGAAGCAGCAGCUCCCAGUGCGGACGAUGUCCGUCGGCUUCGUCCCGGAGAGUUGGACCCCGAUCCCGAGUCUAAGCCUGCACGCCCCGAUACGAUAGACCUCGAUGAAGAUGAGAAGGAGAUGCUCAGUGAAGCUCGCGCCCGUCUUGCCAAUACACAGGGUAAGAAGGCCAAGCGCAAAGCACGAGAGCGACAAUUGGAGGAGUCUCGUCGGUUGGCCGUCCUGCAGAAACGUCGUGAACUGAAACACGCCGGUAUCAAUGUCAAGGUUAAGACUCGCAAGCCCGGCGAGAUGGACUACAAUGCGGACAUUCCCUUUGAGAAGCCAGCAGCCCCCGGCUUCUACGAUACGGUUGAUGAACAGGUUCGAAAUGAGCGCCAACGAGAAACGUUCGACCCUCGGAAGCAACAACUGGCGAAUAAGCGGAAAGGCGAGGAGGACGAAGACGCCGAGCGCAAGAAGCGCAAGAACGAUAAAAACAGUAAUUCGGCAGCCUUCGCCGCUGCGGCACGUGCGGGCCAGAUGCAGAAAAUCCGUGAGGCAGAGCAGAGCAGCAAACGGAGAGGGUUGGUUCUUCCUGCCCCACAGGUCAGCGAGGGAGAGAUGGAGGAUAUUAUCAAAAUGGGUAUGGCCGGAGAUAAGGCCAGUCGGAUGAGUAACGAUGAAGAAACGACCCGGGGUCUUAUUGGAAACUAUGGCGCGAUUGUUGGAGGAACGCCGAUCCGCACACCUCGAGCAGCGCCGGAAGAAGAUCACAUUGCGAACGAGAUCAAGAACAUCCGAGCUCUCACGGAAACACAGUCAUCGCUUUUGGGAGGAGAGAAUACGCCCUUGCACGAAGGCCGAUCUUCGACUGGUUUCGAGGGCAUUGCACCUCGACGGCAAGACAUCGUGACCCCCAAUCCCAUGGCCACACCUUUCCGGCAGGCCAAUGGUGUCGGUGCCACCCCUAUGCAUGGCGGUAUUGGACCAGGAGCCACACCUCUGCGUACUCCUCGGGAUCAUUUCGCAUUGAACAGGGAAGAAGGGGGCGCUCAGCUCGUUGGAAGCACACCGAAAGAGAUUAGGAUGCAUGAAAAUUUAACCCGCCAGUCUAUCCGCAGCAAGCUGGCGUCAUUGCCGAAGCCCAAAGAGACUGAGUGGGAACUGGAAGAACUUCCAUCCGAAACCGCCGAGCCCUCUACGAGCGUAGAGAUGACAGAGGAGGAUGCGGCCGAGCGGGAUCGCCGAGAGCAGGAGGCCAGAGAGAGAGCUGCAAAGGCAGAAUUCAAGCGUCAAUCGCAAGUAUAUCAGCGAGGACUUCCUCGGCCCGUCGUGCUCGACCUGGGGGCGUUGGUGCAAACCGCUUCUCAUGCCAGCGACCCUAUUGAGGCUUUGAUUGCCAAGGAGGCGGCCCUCAUGAUUGCUCACGACUCGCGCAAGCACCCACUCCCCGGUGCUAAAAUUGAGGGCAAAGCACCAAAGCUGGACCGCCUUGAUGACCAUUUCUUGGAAGCCGCGCGGGCCGCUCUGGCUGCCGAAGUUGCUUUGGAUGAAGCCCAACGACAGCAGAAGGAAUGGCAAGAAACUUGCGACGAUGUUUGGUCAAGUACUCGGGCUCAAGCUCUGCCCGGUCUCGAUCGCUACGGUGAUGACGAGGAAGACAAUGCGUUCCAAGAAGAACAGCGCAUGAUCGCAGCAUUCGACGGCGUUCAGGCAUCCUUGCUGGCCACUGCAGAGAAGGGUAAUAAGCUCGAGAAGAAGUUGGCUUUACAUUACGGCGGUUACCAGAACCGUGCUAAAGCUCUCCGAGCUAAGAUUGUCGAGGCGGGCACGGCCCUUCCAAGAGCGCAAGAUGAGUUGGAUGCUUUCCGGACGUUACAGAUCUCAGAGGAAGCUGCUGUGACCCGGCGACUGGAGCGUUUGAGGGAAGCAGUGUCCUUUAUCAUGCGUCGGGAGCGUGAGGCUCAAGAACUCUACAAGAGUCGAAAGGAUGAGCUGGAUGAGCUCAUCGCUGGAACUGCUACAAUCAAUGGCUGGCACUGA